Messenger RNA from Nothobranchius furzeri (turquoise killifish), 3134 nucleotides. It is a transcript of the gene pygma, whose product is annotated as phosphorylase, glycogen, muscle A. Lineage: Eukaryota; Metazoa; Chordata; Actinopteri; Cyprinodontiformes; Nothobranchiidae. Gene Ontology annotation, cellular component: cytoplasm. Gene Ontology annotation, molecular function: pyridoxal phosphate binding; glycogen phosphorylase activity. Gene Ontology annotation, biological process: glycogen catabolic process. The record is from RefSeq and is a predicted model, not a curated record.
GCUGGUGCAGUGGGUGCCUGUUUCUGUUCUCCCACACUCAGCGUGCUGAGCUGCUACACUUCAGUCCCACUAUGUCCAAGCCUCUGUCUGACCAUGAUAGAAGGAAACAAAUUUCAGUGCGAGGCCUCGCUGGCGUGGAGAACGUGGCAGACCUGAAGCAGAACUUCAACAGACACCUCCACUUUACGCUGGUGAAGGACAGAAAUGUGGCGGCCAAAAGGGAUUACUAUUUUGCUCUGGCCCACACGGUGCGUGACCACUUGAUUGGCAGGUGGAUCAGAACCCAGCAGCACUACUAUGAGAAAGACCCCAAACGCGUCUACUACAUCUCUCUUGAGUUCUACAUGGGUCGCACGCUCCAGAACACCAUGGUGAACCUGGCUCUGGAGAAUGCCUGUGAUGAAGCCACGUACCAGUUGGGUUUGGACAUGGAGGAGUUGGAGGACAUGGAGGAAGAUGCUGGUUUGGGGAACGGUGGCCUGGGCCGCCUUGCUGCCUGCUUCCUGGACUCCAUGGCCUCACUGGGCCUGGCUGCCUACGGAUACGGCAUUCGCUAUGAAUUCGGCAUCUUCAACCAAAAAAUUGUCAAUGGCUGGCAGGUUGAGGAGGCUGAUGAUUGGCUGCGCUAUGGCAACCCCUGGGAGAAAGCUCGCCCUGAGUACAUGCGUCCCGUUCAUUUCUAUGGCAGGACCGAUCAUCAAACCGAUGGUGUCAAAUGGGUGGACACCCAGGUGGUGUUGGCUCUGCCGUACGACACACCAGUCCCGGGAUACAGAAACAACGUUGUGAACACCAUGAGACUCUGGUCUGCCAAGGCGCCCUGCGAGUUCAACCUCAAAGACUUCAAUAUCGGCGGCUACAUUCAGGCCGUUUUGGACAGAAACUUGGCUGAAAACAUCUCCCGUGUGCUCUACCCCAACGAUAAUUUCUUUGAGGGGAAGGAGCUCCGCCUGAAGCAAGAAUACUUUGUGGUUUCUGCCACCCUGCAAGACAUCAUCCGCCGCUUCAAGGUCUCCAAGUUUGGCUCCAGGGAGGUCGCUCGCACCGACUUCAACACGCUGCCCGACAAGGUUGCCAUCCAGCUGAACGACACCCACCCAGCCAUGGCCAUCCCUGAGCUGAUGAGGGUUCUUGUUGAUGAAGAGAAGCUCACUUGGGAUAAUGCCUGGGACAUCUGUGUGCGUACCUGUGCCUACACCAAUCACACAGUCCUCCCUGAAGCUCUGGAGCGCUGGCCAGUAGACCUGUUUGCUCAUCUGCUGCCCCGCCACCUGGAAAUAGUCUUUGAGAUCAACCGUCGCCACCUGGAGAGAGUUGCUGCCAAAUAUCCAGGAGAUGUAGAUCGCCUUCGCCGAAUGUCCCUGAUUGAGGAGGAGGGGCAGAAGAGGAUCAACAUGGCACACUUGUGCAUUGUGGGAUCUCAUGCUGUCAAUGGUGUAGCUCGUAUACACUCCGACAUCCUCAAAGCAACAAUUUUUAAGGACUUCUUUGAAAUGGAGCCACAUAAGUUCCAGAACAAAACCAACGGCAUCACUCCUCGCCGCUGGCUGGUCAUGUGCAACCCCGGGCUGGCCGAGGUCAUUGCUGAGAGAAUUGGUGAGGAAUUCAUUCGGGAUCUGGACCAGCUCAGGCGACUGCGUGACUAUGUGAAUGAUGAAGCUUUCAUCCGUGAUGUUGCCAAAGUCAAACAGGAGAACAAAAUGAAGUUUGCUGUUCACCUAGAAGAGCACUACAAGGUGAAGAUCAACCCCAACUCCAUGUUUGAUGUCCAGGUCAAGAGAAUUCAUGAAUAUAAAAGACAGCUGCUCAACUGUCUGCACAUAAUCACCUACUACAACCGCAUCAAGAAGGAGCCAAAUAAGCUGUGGACUCCUCGAACCAUCAUGAUUGGAGGAAAGGCUGCUCCUGGGUACCACACCGCCAAGAUGAUCAUCCGGCUGAUCACAGCCAUCGGUGAGGUGAUCAACAAUGACCCAGUGGUUGGAGAUCGUCUGAAGGUCAUCUUUUUGGAGAACUACAGAGUCACACUGGCAGAGAAAGCCAUCCCGGCUUCAGACCUGUCAGAACAGAUUUCUACAGCUGGCACCGAAGCCUCCGGCACCGGAAAUAUGAAAUUCAUGCUGAACGGUGCUCUGACCAUCGGCACCAUGGAUGGGGCCAAUGUUGAGAUGGCUGAGGAGGCCGGUGAAGAGAACCUCUUCAUCUUUGGCAUGAGGGUGGAGGAUGUUGAAGCACUCGACAAGAAAGGAUACAAUGCUGAAGAAUACUACAACAGCCUGCCUGAGCUGAAACAAGCUAUUGACCAGAUUGCUGGUGGCUUCUUCAGCCCCAAGCAGCCCGACCUGUUUAAGGAAAUUGUCAACAUGUUGAUGCAUCAUGACAGAUUUAAGGUCUUUGCUGACUAUGCAGAUUACAUCAAAUGCCAGGAGAAAGUCAACGCUCUUUACAAGAACCCCAAGGAAUGGACCAAGAAGGUGAUCUACAAUAUUGCAGGAAGUGGCAAGUUCUCCAGCGAUCGUACUAUCACUCAGUACGCCCGGGAGAUCUGGGGAAUGGAGCCCACGCUGGAAAAGCUGCCUGCUCCUGAUGAUAAGCAUUAAACUGUCCUUAUGACAGCCAACACACACACACACACACACACACACACACACACACACACACAACACACACACACACACACACACACACACACACACACACACACACACACACACACACACACACACACAUACACACACACACACACACACACACACACACACACACACACACACACACACACACACACACACACACACACACACACACACACACACACAGGCUUUAGAACCUGUGUGAUGUCUGUCAGGAAGCCCCUAUAAACCUUCAUCCGCAGCAGCAGCAUCAAGCCAAAUACAAACAUUUUGAAAGUUUACAUGUUUCAUGCGUUCACGUGCACAACCCAGAGUUCAUGCUGGUGCUUAGACUUGUUAGUUUUCACUGGAGAUGUAAAAGUCGCUGUUCAGCUGCUGGAGGUGGAUGAAGUCAGGUUUGUGGCAGGCUUUGUACAUUUUUUUGCCGAAACCUUUUAUAAAAAUAUUUGCUCUUUUAUGUCCACUCAGAAUCAUUCUGAAUAAAAGUUGUCUUAAAAACAA